Messenger RNA from Electrophorus electricus (electric eel), 4364 nucleotides. RefSeq names its product ArfGAP with GTPase domain, ankyrin repeat and PH domain 1 (gene agap1). NCBI's taxonomy places the organism in Eukaryota, Metazoa, Chordata, Actinopteri, Gymnotiformes, Gymnotidae. Gene Ontology annotation, biological process: activation of GTPase activity. Gene Ontology annotation, molecular function: GTPase activity; protein binding; GTP binding. The record is from RefSeq and is a predicted model, not a curated record.
GAAGCGCGAGCAGAGAAGGAACAGACAGGCAGGAGAGAACAUGGACUCCUAGCUGCGCUCGGCGCGUUUUUUUUUGAGGGGGGGGGACCUUUAUUCUGCAGACCGUGAAGUCCGCUUUUGGUCGUGCAUUGAAUAUAUUCGAAUAACGGUUGAUACGGUGGCUACGGCAGGCAACCGGUCGUCAGUGCGGAGCGAGCCGGCGGCGCUGCGGGGGACGCACGGGCACAAUAGGGGCGAGCGCGCUCGCUCGGGUGGGAAUGCGCGGUUGCAGUAACAUUUUUCUCGAGACAGCAUCGCCGUGGGAGACGGAGCAACUGAAGUCGGACCUUCCGCCGAAGCGAGUACGGCGUUAACAACGUGACACCGAUAAUAUCUCUGGGAGGCGAUGGCGCGCGGCACGUUUUCCGUUUCCAUCGGUUACUAUUGACUUUUUUUCUAAAACCGUCACCGCUAAAUCAUACGUCAGCCGCUCGAGAGUCGACAAAAAUUCGCUCCGACUUUUUUUUUUUUAACUGAUAAUAAUAACGUUCAAUUAAUAUUUUGAUGUUAUUGUUGUUGUUAUUAUUAUUAUUAUUAUUAUUAUUAUUGGCGCGUUCCCUCUGGAUAUGUUCAUCUCUUUAACACGUUAAGCUUCCGUCCGUGUGUUUAUUUACGUGGUGUCAGUCGCUGAAGAAUGUACCUGCUGGACGGUAAUUACCCGGAGAGACUGGAGCGGGGCACGCCGCAAAGGAAAACCGUGUACCGGAUCUCGCUCACGUUGGUGAAGAAGGAGAGCUUGCAAGACCGCGGCGGCGGCGGCGUCGCUGCAACGCACCGACGCCUGGAGAACCCCAAAAUAAGCGCGUACCGCAGGGAAGGCUCCGCUGAAACCCCGCGAGCUUGUCCUCUGGAGGAGGUCAAAGAAGUGGAGGAUGAAACAGACGAGUUCUCAUCCCACGCGCACAGGAACUUCCGGACGUUUAGCACGGGACAGCUCGAACUUGGCAGGCUGAAGAUCUCUCGCAAACUGCACGUCCGGACGGAUAGAGCGCCGGAGACGAACGAACCGGGCCCCUCGCCGGAGGACACCAGGGGCAGUGAAUCUGGGGACAGGAAUGUGCAGACACAGGAAAUGGAUGCCAGGGUUACACUGGAAGGGGAUGAUGGGAUUGAGGCAAGCUGUCGAGCAGCUGUCAGCGACGGGGAAAACACGGACACUAAACCGAAGCGCCUGCUUAAGGCCUACAGGAGGGCCAGGGACAUACCCACGGGGCCGGCAGCUUCCGAACAGGAGCCCCGGGAUAGCAGCCCGUCUCCGACUGAGCAGGGACCAGACACCCCGUCGGCCAAGCGGCACCCGAGUUUGCUUCGUCGCAGUUUCAGCUUCCGCCACUGGACGGGCGGGGAGCUCCUGCGUCUGCGCACGCUUUCCAAACAGAAGCACCACAGCAGCUCGGGCUGCCUGGGCCGCGAGGAGGCGGGGCCCGGGGGCGGGGCCCGGCCAGCCUUGGUCCUCCAGAACCUAGGCGCCUUCGACGGCCCCGAGCCAGGAGAGGGGUGUGACGGGCCGGACUCCCCGCCCGUGCCCGGCCGCCGGGCGCGGGCCAAGGGCAAGAACCGCACGCUGGACAACAGCGACCUGCUCCGGCUGUCCGACAGGUCGCUGCGGGACAGGGAGGGCUUCGCGCGGGAAUCGGGACCGCGCUCCAGCGGUCAGGAGCGCCGCCUGCUCCGUUUCCUCAGCGGGAUCUUUUCCAGGAAGGAAGGCACGUCUACGCCUGCGGGAAGCCCCUACAGCGGACGAGCCCUGUGCAGGGUCGGCUCGCCGGGCCCGCGGAGGAGGACGGCCCCUGCCGUCACGGAAAGCGUCAACGAAUUGCUGCACGACGAUGCCUUCGUGAACAGCCAGGAGUGGACGCUGAGUCGCUCUGUACCUGAGCUCAAAGUGGGCAUUGUGGGUAAUCUGGCCAGUGGGAAGUCAGCUCUGGUGCACAGGUAUCUGACGGGGACGUAUGUCCAGGAGGAGAGCCCCGAAGCUGACGUGGACGCAGGUGGGCGUUUCAAAAAGGAGAUCGUAGUUGAUGGCCAGAGUUACCUUCUCCUUAUCAGGGAUGAAGGGGGCCCCCCAGAGGCCCAGUUUGCAUUGUGGGUGGAUGCUGUGGUCUUCGUCUUUAGUCUGGAGGAUGAGUUCAGCUUCCAGACGGUGUAUCACUACUACAGCCGCAUGGCCAACUACCGCAAUACUGCUGACAUACCGCUGGUGCUCGUGGGAACUCAGGAUGCGAUCAGUGCAGCUAACCCUCGCGUCAUAGAGGACGCUCGUGCACGCAAGCUGUCCAACGACCUGAAGAGGUGCACGUACUACGAGACCUGUGCCACCUAUGGCCUGAAUGUGGAACGCGUCUUCCAGGACGUGGCACAGAAAAUCGUGGCCACCCGUAAAAAGCAGCAGCUGUCAAUUGGUCCCUGCAAGUCCCUCCCCAAUUCACCUAGCCAUGCCUCCAUCUGCUCCGCCCCCGUAUCUGCCGUACACAUCAGUCAAACGAGUAACGGCGGCGGCAGUCUCAGUGAUUACUCGUCCUCGGUGCCCUCCACUCCCAGUACGAGUCAGAAGGAGCUGCGUAUCGAUGUGCCCCAGACGGCCAACACGCCCACGCCAGUCCGCAAGCAGUCCAAACGCCGCUCCAACCUGUUUACGACCCGGAAGGCCAGCGACCCGGAUAAGGAGAAGAAGGGCAUGGAGUGGCGGGCAGACAGCAUCGGGAGCGGCCGGGCCAUCCCCAUUAAACAGGGAAUGCUUUUAAAAAGAAGUGGAAAGUCACUGAACAAAGAGUGGAAGAAGAAAUAUGUAACACUGUGUGACAACGGAGUGCUUACCUACCACCCUAGCCUACACGACUACAUGCAGAAUGUACACGGGAAGGAGAUCGACCUUCUGAGGACCACGGUGAAGGUUCCGGGGAAGAGGCUUCCCCGCGCCAUCUCCGCCGGACCGGGCCCCAAACCCAACGGCCUAGCCAAGGACAUGAGCAGUCUGCAGCUGGGCCAGCCUGCAGGCUCAGUGAGCAGUAGCUCCUCAGUGUCUCAGAUGGCGAGUGGUAUCAGUCUGGUGUCGUUUAACAGCCGGCCCGACAGCAUGCACCAGCGUUCCUACUCUGUCUCCAGCGCCGACCAGUGGAGUGACGCCACUGUCAUCGCCAACUCAGGGGUCAGCACAGAUACUGGUCUGGGAGACUCGGUGUGUUCCAGUCCCAGUAUUUCUAGUACCACCAGUCCUAAGAUGGACCCCCCUCCCUCUCCGCAUGCCAACCGCAAGAAGCACCGUAGAAAGAAGAGCACCAGCAACUUCAAAGCGGAUGGCUUCUCUGGGACAGCAGAAGAGCAAGAGGAAAACUUUGAGUUCAUCAUCGUGUCGCUCACGGGCCAGACGUGGCACUUCGAGGCAACAUCGUACGAGGAGCGAGACUCCUGGGUCCAGGCCAUCGAGAGCCAGAUCCUGGCCAGCCUGCAAUCGUGUGAGAGCAGCAAACAGAAGUCGCGUCUGACCAGCCAGUCGGAGGCUAUUGCGCUACAGUCAGUAAGGAGUGUGCGGGGGAACUCUCGCUGUGUGGACUGUGAGGCUCAGAACCCUGACUGGGCCAGUCUGAACCUGGGUGCUCUGAUCUGUAUUGAGUGUUCGGGGAUCCACCGGAACCUGGGCACCCACCUGUCCCGGGUGCGCUCCCUCGACCUGGAUGAGUGGCCCCUCGAGCUCAUCAAGGUCAUGACCUCCAUUGGCAACGAGCUGGCCAACAGCGUGUGGGAGGCUAACGCCCAGGGCCGCCUCAAACCCACCCCCGAUGCCACCAGGGAGGAACGGGAGCGUUGGAUUAGGGCAAAGUAUGAGCAAAAGCUAUUUGUGGCGUCGGCGGUGUGUGUGGAGCUGACCCUGGGUCAGCAGCUGCUGCGCGCCACAGCUGAGGAGGAUCUGCGCACGGUGGUGGUGCUGCUUGCCAACGGCUCACGCGAGCAGGUCAACGAGACGUGUGGAGAUGGCGACGGACGCACCGCCCUGCACCUGGCCUGCCGCAAGGCCAACGUGGUCCUCACACAGCUGCUCAUCUGGUACGGAGUGGACAUCAUGUCACGGGACGCCCACGGGAACACGGCACUGGCGUACGCCCGGCAGGCCAACAGUCAGGAAUGUGUGGACGUCCUGCUGCAGUACGGAUGUCCCGACGAACGCUACUCACUCAUGGCCACGCCCAACCUGUCCCGCAAAAACAACAACCGCAACAACAGCUGCAGCAGCGUGGGGAGUGCAGCCCUCAUCUGACACACACACACACACACACACACACACACACACACACACACAUACACACACACACUCACUUAUUCUUAUA